CGGGCUGCAGUGCACACCGAGAGGCACAGCAACAUGCAGAAGACUUUGUGCCUUGCUCCAGACAGCACCAACAUGAAUGAGCGCAUGAACACCACUGAAAUCUUCGAUGGCAUCCGCUACCCGGGGUACGUGCACACCCAGGAGUCCCUGAAAGCGGCUUGUUCUUUCCAGUUCGAGGACACAGACAUCGUCUUGGUAACGUUCCCCAAGUCAGGUACCACCUGGAUGCAGCAGGUUCUGAGCCUUAUCUUCUGUGAGGGCCACUUGUGGCCUAUUCACCACCUCCCCAACUGGUCCCGCAUGCCCUGGAUAGAACAGAUCUCCUUCAGUGUCCUCUUUCCCAAGCGUAACACUUCCUGGCCUCGUAUGUUCACCUCGCACCUGACUGCCAAAGGGCUAUCCCCAGCUCUGUUGAAGGCCAAGACCAAGGUGGUGUACAUGGCCCGGAACCCCAAGGACGCUCUGGUUUCUUUCUACCAUUUUCACCGAAUAGCCGGCUUCCUGCCCAAUCCCAGCUCCUUUGAGGACUUUGUGGAUGAGUUUCUCGAGGGCACAGGCUUCUACGGCUCCUGGUUUGACCAUGUGAAGGGGUGGCUAGACCUGCGGAAGGACCUAAAUUUGCUUUUUGUCACCUAUGAGGAGCUGUACCAGGAGCCUCGCUGUACCAUCCAGAAGUUAAGUGACUUCCUGGGGCGCCCCCUGGGGCCAAAAGAGGAGGACACCAUACUGGAACUCAGCAGCUUCUCCUUUAUGAGUCAGAGCAACAUGGUCAACUACAGCCUUUUGCCCAAGGAGAUCAUGGACCAGAGCCAGAGCAAGUUCCUGAGGAAAGGUGUUGUGGGGAACUGGAAGGAACACUUUACUCCUGAGAUGAAUGAAAAGUUCAACGCUGUCUACCAGUCCAAGAUGAGUGACUCUGGCCUUUGUCUCCCCUGGACCAUGGACUGACCCUUCUGACCUAUGUAGCACAUUCACACGGGCCUGUCCUGCCAUGCUGCGACCCUGGUCUAGCCUGUCCUCCUCCUGUGUUAUAUCCCUGGUCUAGCAAUAA
Molecule: messenger RNA, 1051 nt
Organism: Arvicanthis niloticus (Nile rat)
Lineage: Eukaryota; Metazoa; Chordata; Mammalia; Rodentia; Muridae
Product: sulfotransferase 2B1-like
Molecular function (GO): sulfotransferase activity
Source: RefSeq, a predicted model, not a curated record